CAGCAGUAUAGUGUGUUGUGUAAUCACACUCCCGGUCGCGACGGUGUGUGGGUGAAGAUUUGGAAUUCUCAAUAACACAAUGGCGGAAUUCCAGUCGGAUGUGAAAAUGAACAGAGGAGGAGACCCUUCAGCCAUGACACCCUUCAAGACUGUCUUUACAUACUCUGCUCUCAUGCUGUUCUUCCCUAUCUUUAUGUACUUUUUUUCAAAACAAGUUAUCUUUGAUGGAUUAUUCGGAAUGGAGUCAAAUAGUAGUGUCUUCUAUGCUGCCAUGGUAGCUGUUGUUGUAGUCCAUAUCGUCCUUGGUAUGUUUGUGUGGGCAGCGUUUAAUGAGAAAGCCCCAGCCCCCACCUUAAGAGACUCCAAGCGUGAAUGACAAAGUAGACUUUUAAUGGACUCUUUGUUACAUUUUGAUGUCACAUGGAAACUGGCAACAGCAGAGGGCAAAUGGACAGGAGAACCUUUCGUUUUGGCUUCUUUUGGAAUUUCGAGACAUUAGAGGCCGACAGUUCUGUAACCUGCAUCCCUCUUACAUUGUCUGGAGCCAUUAUGGAUUUAUCAAUGAAUUUGACAUUAAAAGUAAAGAAACACCAUUGAUCACCAGAUUUUUAAACGAAUGGUUAAUCGCUGGCACAUACCUUAUUUGAGUUUUUUUCAAUUGGGGUUCAACAGAUCAAAGUUUAACAUAACAAUUUGAUACUACAGUGUAUAUGUAACAAUCAUCUUUCAAGAGAAUAUUUCUGCUUGUGUAUCAAACUAUCAAAAAUACAAAAUUGUUCUCAAGUAAGCCAACUUUUUUUAACUACCAUGUUUGAAAAUUGAUUCCUGUUUUUAUCCAGUUAUUUCCCCAAACCAGUGUUCAUUACUUGCUGGAUGAUUGGAUGGGCUAUAUAGAAAGAAACAGUACACGUAUACAUCUAUUAACUGCAGUACUUUUUACCUGUUAUCAGUUUUAAAAACUAUACUGUAGGCCUACUCAAGUUAUUACACACAUAAGGCCUUUUCACACUAUAGAAAAUCUCUGUGUUUUGGACGUGGGUCAAGUCUAGGUACAUGUACGCGUAUGUUCCUUUCUCUAUGCCCGUACUGACCUUUAUUGUCACACUACAACAUUUCAACAUGGUUUGACCACUGUAGAGUGCUUGGGCUUGGUUUAUGGAGUUGCAUUAAAAGCUAGAUUUUCUUUGAUGAUUUGUGCAAAAAAAAGAUGAACUUUGCUUUCCAAACAUUUUGUGCCAGGUUUGGAGCCGGAAGUAGUGAAACUUUUGGGCAAGAAACAGAACCCAAAAUGACUUACUAACAGGGUAGAAUGUGCAAGUCUCAUGCGAAUUUGUUUAGAAUCUUUUUUUGUUUUUGUCAUACAUGUAUAAACAAAACAAGAUCAUUCUUUAAAUGGGCCCAAUAUUGAAUACAAGUGUGACUUGCACAGUCUAAACAGAGAUAAAACAGAGGUACAUGUAAUACUAUAACUUGAAUAAACAACAUCUGAAAAUAAUA
Asterias rubens (European starfish) is the source of this 1497-nucleotide messenger RNA. RefSeq names its product vacuolar ATPase assembly integral membrane protein vma21-like. Gene Ontology annotation, cellular component: endoplasmic reticulum membrane. The record is from RefSeq and is a predicted model, not a curated record. Bases 80 to 376 code for a protein of 98 amino acids. The transcript has 3 exons. Gene Ontology annotation, biological process: vacuolar proton-transporting V-type ATPase complex assembly. Lineage: Eukaryota; Metazoa; Echinodermata; Asteroidea; Forcipulatida; Asteriidae.